Messenger RNA from Thyridium curvatum, 753 nucleotides. RefSeq lists its product as uncharacterized. Gene Ontology annotation, cellular component: cytosol; nucleus. NCBI's taxonomy places the organism in Eukaryota, Fungi, Ascomycota, Sordariomycetes, Thyridiales, Thyridiaceae. The transcript is spliced from 2 exons. The record is from RefSeq and is a predicted model, not a curated record. Bases 1 to 753 code for a protein of 250 amino acids.
AUGAACGCUCCGAGGGCGUACCGGAUCGCCAUCCUCGAGUGCGACACGCCGGUCCCGGCGGUCGUCGCUCGCCAGGGCACAUACGGGGACAUAUUCAAGAAGUUCCUCGAUCGGGGUGUUGCAGCAGGAGGUGCGGCUAGCGUCGAAUCGCAUAUCGUCACUUGCAACGUCGUGCUCGGAGAAGAGUAUCCAAACCUGGACGGACUGGAUGCUCUGCUCUUGACUGGAAGCAAACAUGACUCUUUCGCGGAUGAGCCUUGGAUCCUCGGCCUGCUCGACUACGUCCGCAGCGCCCAUCAGAAGGGCAAGCGCAUGGUGGGCAUCUGCUUCGGCCACCAGAUCAUCUGCCGCGCCCUGGGCGGCAAGGUCCAGCGUAGCCCGGGCGGCUGGGAGGUCUCCGUGUGCAAGUUCGACCUGACCGACGUCGGCCAAAAGCUGCUGGGCAAGAAGGAGAUGUCUCUUCACCAGAUGCACCGCGACGCAGUCCUGGAGCUGCCCCCUAACUUCCAGAAUCUCGGCUCCAGCGACCGGUGCGCGAUCCAGGGGUCUUAUCUGCCGGACCAGAUCCUGACUGUUCAGGCGCAUCCCGAGUUCAGCGACUUCAUCAUGUCAGAGAUUCUGUCAAUGCGGCACGCGCAGGGCAUCUUUUCAGACGACCUAUACAAGGACGCCUCGGAGAGAUCAACCCUGCCCCAUGACGGUGAUUUCUUCUCUGCUUCUGUGUGGAAAUUCCUACUAGAGCCAUCGCCGUGA